Phragmites australis (common reed) is the source of this 1545-nucleotide messenger RNA. RefSeq names its product mitogen-activated protein kinase kinase kinase 18-like. The coding region runs from base 136 to 1542 and encodes 468 amino acids. The record is from RefSeq and is a predicted model, not a curated record. NCBI's taxonomy places the organism in Eukaryota, Viridiplantae, Streptophyta, Magnoliopsida, Poales, Poaceae. Gene Ontology annotation, molecular function: ATP binding; protein kinase activity. The transcript has a single exon. Gene Ontology annotation, biological process: protein phosphorylation.
CUCCACAUAUCCAGCUCCAAUUGUCCCUUCAGCGCUGCCACCGCCACCAACAACAAAGACCACUGGAAGAAGAAGAAGAAGAAGAAGUUUCGGCUCGAUCGGCUUCCAUUCUUGUGGCUGCGAGCAAGGUCAAGAAUGGGGGCAAGUGGAGAGUGGCAGAGGGGGCCUGUAAUUGGUCGUGGUGCAUCGGCGACGGUGUCGAUCGCCACUGACCGGCGCACGGGCGACAUGUUCGCGGUGAAGUCCGUGGAGGUGGCGCGGGCCGGUGUGCUCCGUCGCGAGCAGAGUGUGCUCUCUGCUCUGAGCUCGCCAUACAUCGUGUCGUGCUUGGGCUCCGACGUGUCGGUGGCGGCGGACGGGAGCGGCGGAAUGCGGUACGACCUGUUCUUACAGUACGCGCCGGGCGGGUCGCUGGCCGACGAGAUCAAGCGGUGCGGCGGGCGGUGCGAGGAAGCCGUGAUCCGGUCGCGCGCGGGGGACGUCCUGCGCGGACUGGCCUACGUGCACGGCGCCAGGGUCGCGCACUGCGACGUCAAGGGCCGGAACGUGCUCCUCGGCGCCGACGGGCGUGCCAUGCUCGCCGACUUUGGGUGCGCGCGCUGGACGUCGGCCGAGGACGGCAAUGCCGCCUGCGGCGCGAUGAUCAGGGGCACGCCGCUGUUUUUGGCGCCGGAGGCCGCGCGGGGCGAAGCACAGGGGACUGCGGCCGACAUCUGGGCGCUCGGGUGCACGGUCAUCGAGAUGGCCACCGGCGGCGCGCCGUGGCCGCAGCGGUUCGCCGACCCCGUCGCCGCGCUCCACCACGUCGCACACUCCGGCGACGUCCCUGAACCCCCCGCGUGGCUCUCGGACGAGGGGAAGGACUUCCUGUCCAGGUGCUUGAUCAGGGACCCGGCCGAACGGUGGACGGCGGAGCAGCUGCUGGAGCACCCGUUCGUCUCCUCCUCUACAGCCAUUCCGGUUGUCGCCUCCAAAGCCGCGCCGAUUGAGCGGAGGGUGUCGCCAAAGAGCGUCCUUGAUCAAGGCUUCUGGGAGGAACCGGACUCUGCAACCGACUCCGACACGACGGUGGCGCUCACGCCCGCCGACCGCGUCCGCGCAUUGGCGGCCGACGUCGCGCCCGACUGGACCUUGAGCGGGGAGCACUGGAUCACCGUCUGCGCCCACACAGGCAUCGCCGUCAACAACAACGACGACACGGCAGCACCUCCAAAAUCCGAUGCGGACACUGCCGUCCCUCCAGAAUUAUUCGUGGCGGGCGCCGGAAGCAGCAUGGGAGAGUCCGAGGAACACACUGGCGGCGGGGGCGAGCACAUGGGCGUCAACGCGCCCCGCGGCCACGCCUCGUCACAUGGCCACGAUCACGGCAGCUCAGCUCCUCACGGCGGCGCGAGCUCCAGCGCUGGCGCCUGCCGCAGUAACAGCGUGAUUAGCGGCAGUAACAACGACUGUACCAGUAGUAAUUCGGCAAGCACCGGCAAUAAAGGAUGCUGUCGUUCGGUAAUUAAUGCCAGCGAGUUGGUUCACUUUCGUCCCAGCUGACAA